AUGUUCGCACAAACAACUCGCUCGCUGCUCCGCGCAGCCCCAGUCGUCCGCAGUCCUCUCUCCGUGUGCGCGCGCACCGCUUUCAGCACCUCCUCAUCCAACUCGCUCAUCUCGAGAAUGUCGCAAAUGUCGCUCGCCAGACCCGUCGCAUCGCCUACAAAGAGCUUGGUUGCUUUCCAACAAACAAGAGGAAUGAAGGUCCGAAGUUCCGUCAAGAAGCUAUGCGAUGGUUGCAAGAGUGUACGCAGAAAGGGCGGAAAAUACGUCUACAUCAUCUGCAGCAAGAACCCCAAGCACAAGCAGAGACAAGGUUGA
Molecule: messenger RNA, 315 nt
Organism: Aureobasidium melanogenum CBS 110374
Lineage: Eukaryota; Fungi; Ascomycota; Dothideomycetes; Dothideales; Saccotheciaceae
Exons: 3
Coding region: 1-315 (104 amino acids)
Biological process (GO): translation
Cellular component (GO): ribosome
Molecular function (GO): structural constituent of ribosome
Source: RefSeq, a predicted model, not a curated record